Molecule: messenger RNA, 8876 nt
Organism: Pundamilia nyererei
Lineage: Eukaryota; Metazoa; Chordata; Actinopteri; Cichliformes; Cichlidae
Gene: lrrc7
Product: leucine rich repeat containing 7
Exons: 31
Coding region: 395-5335 (1646 amino acids)
Biological process (GO): receptor clustering; neurotransmitter receptor transport, endosome to postsynaptic membrane; cell-cell adhesion
Cellular component (GO): postsynaptic density; adherens junction; postsynaptic membrane
Molecular function (GO): protein kinase binding
Source: RefSeq, a predicted model, not a curated record
UUUACGGUACCGGAGAAGAAGAAGGAGAAGCACGCCGCUCCCCUCCGUUGGUCACGGAAUCUGUGUUGUGACAUUGCGCGCCUGCUUCUUAUUUUCUAAAUGGACCGAAGGGGAUGUGACUGAAAGCAGUGUGUAGUCUGCGCGCGUGUAACCGAGUUGGAUUUAAACCUGACCCUGAGAUGAAUCACACUGCCCCGGUUGAUGCGCUCAUCUCCUCCGUCUUCUGGCUUCGGGGGCACUAAAGAUGCGGCUGAUAGCGCGGGUACCUGUCCUGGUUUCACACCGGUUCGGUUUGUCCCGGUAGACUGAUCCCGUCCGGUGCUGCGGUUUCCAAAGGGGCGAGCUGAGUGAUUUUUUUCUUUCUUAACCGGAUCCGUCACCAGCAGCCUGCCAGAUGGAUAACUACUCUACUUUACAACUGCAGUGUCUGGAAAUGACCACUAAACGGAAGCUGAUUGGCCGGCUGGUGCCGUGCCGUUGUUUCCGUGGUGAAGAGGAAGUGAUCUCAGUGUUGGACUACUCCCACUGCAGCCUGCAGCAGGUCCCCAAGGAAAUCUUCAGCUUUGAGAGAACUCUGGAGGAGCUCUACCUAGAUGCCAACCAGAUUGAGGAAUUACCCAAGCAACUCUUCAACUGCCAGGCCUUGAAGAAGCUGAGCAUGCCAGAUAACGACCUGUCCAACCUGCCCACCACCAUCGCCAGCCUGGUGAACCUGAAAGAGCUAGACAUCAGUAAAAACGGAAUCCAGGAGUUUCCAGACAAUAUAAAAUGCUGUAAAGGCUUGUCUGUGGUGGAAGCCAGUGUCAACCCCAUCACCAAACUCCCAGAUGGUUUUACGCAGCUCCUGAAUCUGACCCAGCUCUUUUUAAACGAUGCCUUCCUGGAGUAUCUGCCUGCUAACUUUGGGAGACUCUCCAAACUACGGAUCCUGGAGCUGAGGGAGAACCACCUGAAAACAAUGCCAAAGUCCAUCCACAGACUGACACAGCUCGAGAGGCUGGAUCUGGGUAGCAAUGAAUUUUCUGAAGUGCCGGAGGUGUUGGAACAGAUCCACAAUCUGAAGGAGCUAUGGCUUGAUAAUAACUCUCUGCAGACUAUACCAGGGUCAAUAGGGAAGCUUCGUCAGUUGCGGUACUUGGACUUGGCUAAGAAUCGUAUCGAGACAUUGGACGCGGACAUUUCGGGCUGCGAGGCUUUGGAAGACCUGCUGCUAUCCUCUAACAUGCUGCAGCACCUUCCUGACUCUAUAGGAAUGUUAAAGAAGCUGACAACACUAAAGGUAGAUGACAACCAGCUAACCUCACUGCCUAACACCAUUGGGAGUCUGUCUCUACUGGAGGAGUUGGACUGUAGUUGUAAUGAGUUGGAGUCGCUGCCUCCCACCAUCGGCUACCUGCACAGCCUGAGAACCUUCGCUGCCGAUGAGAACUUCCUCUCAGAGCUGCCCCGCGAGAUCGGUAACUGCAAGAACGUGACCGUUAUGUCACUGCGGUCCAAUAAACUGGAGUUUCUUCCUGAUGAGAUCGGACAGAUGACCAAACUGCGAGUCCUUAACCUCAGCGACAACAGGUUAAAGAAUCUACCGUUUACCUUCACUAAGCUGAAGGACCUGGCAGCUCUGUGGCUCUCUGACAAUCAGGUAUCUCUUUCUCUCUGCCCACGCUCUCCAAGAGAGCACGUAGCUAACAAAUAUUAUCAGUCGGACAGCGACAGCUUUAAUCCUACGCUGUGGGAGGAGCAGAGACAACAGAGGAUGACUGUGGCCUUCGAUUUUGAGGACAAGAAAGAAGAGGAAGACAACUCUGGGAAGGUCAAGGUGGAGAUAAACCUAAAACGCUAUCCAACACCCUACCCUGAGGACCUGAAGAACAUGGUUAAGUCAGUGCAAAGUCUUGUGGGCAAAAGCGUACAUGCCGGACACGCCGGUCACGCCGUACACGCCGGACACGGGCACCAGCACCAGCUGAGCACAGGCACCGCCACCUCGGCAGGAACCAACAUGGAACAUACACACCUCAGCAAAGAGCCAUAUGAACCACCGUGGCCCCUGCCUCCUAAAGAGGUGACAGACAGAGAGAUGCAGGACUUCUCUCAGACUCAGCUAAUGGAUCAGGGACCAAUGCACAACUCUGGCAUCGAUAUUCCUAAGAGGAAGGACAAAGAGGACUUGACAGAAAGCUCUGAGGAUUCAAUGGGCGGCUCUCCGAACGACAUCCGGAUCUCUGACAUGAGGCCCACCCUGGUGGAGCCACCAAUGUACAAACCAAAGGUGGUGUUGCUGGGGAAGGAUAAGAAAGAGUCUACAGAUGAAGAGGUUGAUAAACUCCACUGUCUGAACCACAGCGGCUCAUCGGCCACCUACUCCGAUUACUCUCCCUCACAGGGCUCCUCGGGCUCCUCCAACCCGCCCGGCAACACGCACUCACACACGCUGUCGCACGGACACCCCCACAAUCCCGCCCUACCGCCUCCCAGCAAGGACCAGGCCCCUCAGACGCACUGGACCAACAGACUUGCCCAGUCAUUUCCCAAGCCCAUUGACUCCAAGCCCCUGCUGUCUCAGAGAGAAACUCCUCCAUCAGGAACCCUGCAGCAACGCGGGGAUCGGCGUCCACUUAGUGAGCCUUUUGACUGGGUUGACGCACCUCACUACGACAACACGGGUUUCGAUGCAGAGGAGUCUUCUCUGGAUCCUCCUUCAUCUACCACCAGUCAGGGAAACCCUCCGCUGGGCUCUAAGCCUCGCAGCUCAUCAACACACGGCCGCCGCCCCCUCCUUAGGCAAGACCGAAUUGUAGGGGUCCCAUUGGAAUUGGACACCCAGACGCUCCCCUUCCACGGCAACCAACGACCAAACCAGGACAAUGACUCGCAAUCCUCCGGACAUCCUUCCCAGAAUCCCUGGCAGAAUUGGACCAGGACCCCGAGCCCCCUGGAGGACAGAACCGCUUUUCCUUCCAAGCUGGACCUUACACCUACUUCCAGCCCCAAUCCUGAUCGCAAGGACAUGGAUCCAAGGCUUCAGCAAAGCACAGUGCCUUUGCCCGGCAGCUGGACAUAUCACGACAAUGAGGGGGAGCAAAACAGGAAGGAUCAGCUCAGUGUAGGCGGGGUCAACAAGGUGACCGUGGUGAUGAGUAAAAGCUCAGAUCGCCUGUCCCCCAUGAUGAAGGAGACGAGAUCCAAGUUUAAGAAGUCACAGAGCAUAGACGAGAUUGACAUUGGCUCCUACAAGGUCUACAGCAUUCCCAUGGACAGCUAUAGUUCAUCCAUUGAGCAGCAAACUAGUUUGGACCGUCCAGAGCUCCCCGGUUCUAUGGAGCAGACCAACAUGUCACGGUCACAGUCUGCCCCCAUGUUAGAUGAGGAGAUGGGAUACCCCGGACACGGAUCUGGCGACCAAAACCAGAGACAGAACCAAAAACCUGCCAUCCCACAAAAGGCUUACCACUUUGACCACAACUACAACCCGCAGGUUCGAUGGAGUUGUGAACCAUUGGUGACCAUGGAUCGCCGGGUCCCUCCCCCUUUCCCAAACACACCAGAUUAUGUCAACCACUCAUCGAAGGCUUUGGAGUACCUCAACCAACCAGGGAAGACACUACCCAAAGAGCUAGUGAGCCCUCGGUAUCGUGCAUAUCCACCCUUGGAGAUGUUUUCUUUCCCCCAGUCGCCAAUCAACCAAGAUGGUCCGCCCAGCCAGCAGCAGCAGCCAAUCCCAAGUCAGCGCUCCAGACCAGGAUUUCUAAGAAGAGCGGACUCACUGGUGAGCUCUACGGAGCUCGCCUUGUUCAGACGGGUUCAUGAAGCUCAGCAGGAGGCGCUCCAAGAGUCUCAGUACAGACAACAGGUGGAUCCCCCUCUUUAUGGCCGGGCUGUCUACUCCACUCCCAUGGAGCACUCCGCGAUGAGUAAUAUGGCCGACAACCAGAGUCAGAUGCUGCACAACAAGAGAAACGGUCGUUAUGAUGACGACUACCCCACUUACCAGGAGCAGAAGAAGCCCAUGAUUGGUUAUCCAACCAAGAGCCUGACUCAGCGGCGUCCCCUGUCUGCCAGAAGUUACAGCACCGAGACCUACGGAGCAUCUCAGGCACGUCCGGUGUCUGCCCGUCCCACCAUGGCCGCCCUGCUAGAGAAGAUGCCACCUGACUACACCCUGGCAACCUGCCCCGAGAAGCCACCCGAUGACACCAUCAAAGUAAGACCUGUUGUACCCCAGAAACCUGAAGACAUCACCUCCAAGAUGCCUGCCGACUGGAGGCAACAGCUACUCAGGCACAUAGAGGCGAAACGACUGGACAGGAGUGGUGUCCUAAAGCACAACACGCUCACGCUGGGCAUGCUCUGUCAGGGCGGGGGUCACGGCCAGGGGCGCAGCAGCACUUUGAACUUUAACCUUUACAAUAACACUAAGCAUGAGCCCUCUGCUGGCCGCUGGCUGCCACUACCUCCACCUCCGUCUGCUAACGCUACCCCGUCUCAGCAGGGUGGCGUGCUGGACAAUGACCAGGAGGGGGUGUCAGGAAGCAACCAGUGGGCUCCCUAUUCACUAGGCAGGAGGGACGUCCCACCUGACAACCUGUUAAAAAAGAGCGCCCAUUCCCAUAACCCUUCCCAUCAAUCACACAACACCAUGAUCGUCACUUCCUCUUCCUCCUCCUCGGCCACUACACCUCAUCGUGUGGUGGGUCAGCAGGGCUACGAUGGGAUGAUGAACAAAGGAGGCCAAUACAACCAAGGGAUGCAGCUGUCAGUGGUUCCGUCUGGGGGGCCGGGACAGUACCAAGGCAACAUGUCCCAGGCCCCUGGACAGGCCUACCCCAGCGGUGGUCUGCCUAUGGCCCUGUCCCAAUCCGGAAACCAACCCCAGUACAACCCCCAUACCUCUCACACCUCCCAUCAGCCCGCUACCAAUCCUCAGUACCAUGUCAACCAGGGCAUGGGCCAUAGCAACCAGGUCGUUAUGACCACCCACACCAACCCACGGCCUCAGAGCGCUCGCUGCCUGUUGCAGACUAAAGGCCAGAAGAGCACGGAUGGUUUUCAGGAGCAGCUGUGCGUGAGAAUAGAGAAGAACCCUGGUCUCGGUUUCAGUAUCUCUGGUGGCAUCAGUGGCCAGGGGAACCCCUUCAAACCCUCCGACAUGGGUAUCUUUGUUACUAGGGUACAGCAUGACGGGCCUGCCGCCUCCGCCCUGCAGCCCGGAGACAAGAUACUGCAGGCUAAUGGACAUAGUUUUUUACACAUGGAGCACGAGACAGCCGUCUCUCUGCUGAAGAGUUUCCCGCGGACGGUGGACUUGAUGGUUCUGAGAGACAGCAGCACGCGCUAAAAUAGUUUUUAAAAACAAACAAAACAAAUACAGCAACGCUUCUCUACUCUGCUCAUCGCCAUCCCACGCCAUCCCACCUGCCCUCCUCUGGAGGUUUAUGGAACUGAAAAUUGAGCCACAUUUUUCCCCCCCUUUUUUUGUUGUUUUUUUAAAACAUUUUUAAGGGAACAGUCAGACAUUUAUUUGCCUAUUGCUGGACCAAAGGCAAAUACCAGUGCCAAAUGUACCAUAGGAAACAUAUCGGCUCUUCUGUCUACCGGCGGUCAGCGAUCUGAUCUGAUCGACGGCUGGACGGACCGCAAGAGGACUAUACACUUUUAAGUUCCUACAGGGCUGCUGCAGUUUGGAUUUUGUGGUUGGUUUGUGAUUUAAGCUGCCAUCUGAGCGGUCAGCCUGAGUAGUUUUUGUCGGUUAGUUAGAUUUUGGGAUAUUUUUCUUUCUUUUCUCCACUGCCGUCCAUUGUGAAUUUAAAGUAUUUUGUUUGGUGUAGCACAUGGUUCGCUUUCCUUGUUCUUCACAGCUUUAUUGUUUCUUUCGCAUCUUCCGUCUUUUACCCCACUUUUCAGUCCUUUUUCUAUCACCGUCUUUGAUUUUCAUACUCCUCCGAUAUAUUUUUUGUUCUGUUCUGCAGGUUAUUGCCUCCACUGUACAGAAAUUGAAACUUAAGACUCUGCCUUGUGUACAUACAUAGAGAUUCAGCUUGUUAGAACUCUCCUUGGGGCCUGAGCAGACAGCUCUUAAAAGUUUAUGAUUCUUAUGAUUAUUGUUGAUAAACUAUAUUCUCAAUUCCCUCCUGUGGAAAUACAGGGGUCGUUUCUUCAAAUGGUUUUCUAAAGAGUAUAUCACCGUUUUAUCUGUAUAGAAAACACUUUUCAUAGUUCAUCACUGCUACUUGUUUUUUUUUUCUUUUCUCUUAAAAAAAGCUGUUGCUUGCACAGCUGUGCUGAAAGGAGCUAAAGCAAUAUUUCUGAGGCUCGGCCCAUUGAGCUUUUCAGCAGAGCCUUACUUGUCCUGCAGUGCCAUCUAUUGAGCAAGUCAUGCUAAUGUUUACACACACUGCCAUGCACAUAAACUAACAGGCAAAUACACACAUAAAAUUACACAUAUCUAUUCUCUGCAAUGUUGCAUAAUGCAUCCCUCAUUUUAGAAUAUCAUUUCCAUUACAAAACUGGUCCAUUAAUAUUAACGGUGCCAUCUUUUUAAAGUCCUGUCUUAUGUUGUGCAGUGAUGUCACAUCCCUUUUGAGGUGUUUAUAAAGUCACAGCAUGCUUUUACAUCACUGGACACUGACAGAUAGCCAUUUUCUGUUGGCUUCUGGACGUCUCUACUCUCUAGAAGACUCUAGACGUAUUAAAGCACUAAGUGCUGCUUGUUGAUCUGUGCCAUAUGCAGCCUCCUCGGCUGUAUUUACAACAAUAUCAGAGCUUUACCUCUUUGUGGCCCAGCACACACUAAAAUCAAAAACGUGGCUUCAAUGAGCCGGUAAGCUGUUCUAUAGUCGUUGACCCGGCUUCAGCAUCUCCUCUGCUGAAGUCUCCUGACCUUCGGCCUUCCUGUGGAAAGCAGUGUGAGACACUAAUGCCCCUACAAGCAUCUGCAAGGUUUCAUUUUAGGAGGAUAAAUCAGAUAUCGUCUCUUUUUUUGACAAUCGGGGAAACAUCUGAUUUGUGUCACAUGUGCUUUCGGUUACACUUGAAUUGUAAAAGGUGGUGCUGAUUGAUACUCGGCAUACACGGAAGGCUUGCUGAAUUUGCUGGUAAAUGCUCAAACUAUUUAAAAGAGCAGGGAAAAUGAAAGUUACGGUGGACCUGAUGGGUCAACAGUACUGCAAUUUAAGAAAACAUCUGCAAACAGAAAAAUGCUACAAAAGGUCACGAAAGAAAAAAUCUUGGAAGAACACAAUGGAAGUGUAUUAGGGGAGAUAAUAAUGUGACAGAACCAAAACAUGCGAAGGGUUGCACAGACACACGCUAAAACGAAGUGGAGGAUUCUUGUGAGGGGAAAACAAAUGCAAGGUACUGUGUGUUUAAAUCGCAUAAUAACAUAAAUAUAUGUUUGCUAUUAGCCGAUCACUGUUAGCUUCUCACGUCGGCAGCUGUUCCGUCAUGCUAUUGUGUCCCCAAAACACUUCCGUAGUGUUUUGUGAGGGUUUUUUUGUUUUUUUGUUUGAUUUUUAGCUUUUGCAGCCUUAUUUCAUUUGCCAAAGUUUCCUAAAAUUGCAGUGCAUUUGACCUCUCAGGGCCACCGUAGCAAUAGACUCUAUGUAAAAAAGCAAAAAGAGGGAAAAAAACAAAACACCAAAACAGAGAUUGAAAGCCUUUGCUCUGUAGUCUGACUUUUAUAGUCACGCUUGAGAAGAUAUACUGACUAAAAUACAGAGUCUCUUUUUGUCUUUAUGUAAAUGCACCAUGGGUCUUGAAGGCAUUUCAUGGCAGUGAGUUUUGUUCUGUUCUGCAUAACAUCUGAUGUUUCAUCCGGAGCGAACCAUCCUUCACUGUCCUUUUGAUUUCACUUGACAGGUACCCUUUUUGUGCCAACUCUCCAAAUACGAUUCCCAUCACUUUGUCAAUAGGAGACACAACACGGCACAGUUUAAUCAUGUGGUUAGGAGAUUUAACCACAGGUACCUACCCCGACCCUAUUCAGAGUUUGAAAUAUCAAAGAUAUUGUGAUGAGAACAGAGUAAAAGGUUUGAUAAUAUAAUUAUUUUUUACUACAUGUUUCAGGUAAUUCUUUCUAAAUAUAUUGAUAUACCUUAGCUUUGCUCAAAAAUUGUGAUAUUUUAUAAUGACACUUAUAACAAAGUUAUGGAUGGAAGUACGCACAGUAUGACUUGGAGACCUACACAUGUACUAUCCAAAACUGUAUAAAAUGUAUUUCUACUGUAAUUGUGAAUUUGUGUUAUACAAAUAUAUAUUAUAUAUAUGUAUAUGACUAUUUAAAAAAAAAUUCAGUCAUUUUCUAUGUGUUUAAACUGCUAAAAGAGCUGAACAAAUGAGGGCGGUGUCACUGUACAUAGCUGUGAAUGAAAUCCAAUUUAAAAAUGACUCAUAUUGAUUGUGAAUGUACUCAUGCUUUCUGCAGUACCUACACCUACCCAACUUGAAUGCUGCUUCUUCUGUUGUGUGACAAAAAGUACUUUGACCUCCGAAGAGAGAAACGCUGUCGAGUUUAUAAGUUGGACAAAUUUUAGUGACGAUUUAACAGAAACUAUUUAUUUCUUUAUUUAUUUGCACAUGCAAGUUGAAAUCCUUCCAGUUUUAAGUUUGAGUAUUAAUGCGGAGAAAUGUAAUUGCCGAAGUAUAUAUAAUAUAUAUCAUGUGUUUAGAAUGCAUUUUGCAGACGCUAUCUGUACAUACUAUUUAAGAUACAGUUUUUACAAAAAAUAAUAUAUGUAUAAAAUUGAAAAAAUGCUGUGCAGCGAUUAUACUGGAGCCAUUUUGGGCUUUGGGACGUACCAUUUUUUCAGUAUAUAAGAAGUGUUUUGAAUAAUGUACUAAAGUCUCUAUUGUACAAAUAAUAAAAAUGUCACUAUUGGUAA